AUGAAGGGCAAUCGGAACCCGGCCCCGCCAGUUGCUGCUAGUGCAGCUUCUCAGUCGCCCUCGGCGAAGGGGACAGCCAAGUACACCAACAAGGAUGGUUCCAAGUUCAUCACAGUACCUAAAGGCAGCACGCCCGUAGAAUCUUCCCAACCUUCUCCAACAUGUGCCUCCCCGGCGCCACCUGCUCCACCAGCGGUGAACAGGAAGAAGCAGAAAAGGCGCGAAAAGGCUGCGGCCAAGGCCGCUGCUGAGCAACAGCAGCAAGCACAGACUGGUCAGCCUUCAAAUGGGACUCGCAGUGGUCCACAGCCACCUCAAGGCCAACCUUCGGCCGAUGUCGAACAGCAUGAAGACGAGGACGAAGAGGAAGCGGAUGCCGGUCAAGACUCUCGAGACCAAAACCAACAACCUCCAAACGGGACUCCUAACGGGCAGCCUGCGAAAUCGAAGAAGGCGAAAAAAAAGAAGAAGAAAAACAAUAAUGCUGCAGGGGCGAGUGCUGACGGGUCGGUGAAUGGCAACCACGUUGAUCACCGUCCCCCACCAACGUCACAUAUCAACGGCCGAGGGAUGUCGAAGGAAAAGAUUUGGAACACCAGCUCUCAAGAGGAGCGGGAGCGAAUCAAGGAAUUCUGGCUAGGACUAGACGAGGUGCAGCGCAAGAACCUAGUCAAGGUCGAAAAAGAUGCGGUUCUCAAGAAGAUGAAGGAGCAGCAGAAGCAAACUUGCAGUUGCUCGGUUUGCGGGAGGAAAAGGACGGCGAUUGAGGAAGAAUUGGAAGGGCUCUAUGACGCCUAUUAUGAAGAACUGGAGCACUAUGCGAACCAUCCUCAUACGACCAGUAAUUCCUCACUACUUAGUCGCCACCACUCGAUUAGUUUUUCGUCUAUCCCACCUAAUCUACCACACGGUCUUCCAAGCGGGCCGAGAUACACCCAUCAACCAUCUCACGGUCGAAUUUUGGAGCACGUCGACGACGAUGCUGACGAGGAUGAAGAAGGCGAGGGCGAGGAAGUCGAGGGCGAGGAAGUCGACUAUGAAGGGGAAGAGGGGGAGGAGGAGUACAGCGAAGAAGAGUUGGAGGAUGAGGAAGAAGACGACGAGGAAUACAGCGACGAUGAGCACGACCCAUCCGAACUGCACCGAACCGAAUACGCUUCCGACUUCUUCAAUUUCGGAAAUAGCCUGACAGUGCAGGGUAGGGACAGACUUCCCAUACUUCCCUCCUUUUUACAGACUUAUCCCUAUGCAGGGACUGGCAAUAACGCUUAUGGCUCCUCUUCUAUAGGCGGCAUCCUGACCGUGGCCGACGACUUGCUCAAAAAUGACGGUAGAAAAUUCAUUGAGAUGAUGGAACAGCUUGCCGAGCGGCGCAUGGCCACUCAAGAGCGGGUGCUGCAUCCUGGUGAGCAAGACUACGAGCACACGAAUGGCGACCGCUACAGCCACAGCCACCCCCCGCCCGAUCCUGAUGACGAGGAGGAGGACUAUGAAGAGGAUGAGGACUAUGAAGAAGACGAGGAGGAGUACGACAGCCAAGAAGAGGAAGAGGAUCCCAUGACUGAUGAGCAGCGCAUGGAAGAGGGCCGUCGGAUGUUCCAAAUAUUUGCUGCUCGCAUGUUUGAGCAGCGAGUACUCACAGCCUAUCGGGAGAAGGUUGCCAAAGAGCGUCAAGCCAAGCUUCUGGAGGAGAUUGAGGCUGAGAACCAACAAGAUGCCCAGCGCAAAGCCAAGAAGGCCAAGGAGGCCCAGCGACGCAAAGAUAGAGCGGCCCGGAAGAAGGAAGCUCUAGCUGAGGAGAAAGCUCGCAAGGAGGCCGAAAAGGCUGCCGAAGAAGCCGCGCGUAAAGAGGAAGAAGAACGCAAGCAGGCCGAGGCGAAGCAGAGAGCAGAGGAGAAGCGGAAGCGAAGAGAGGCUCAAAAGAAGGCUGAAGAGGAGGAACGGCUACGCAAGGAGGCUGAGCGACAACGCAAGAUUCACGAGCGAGAAGAAAAUGAACGCAAAGCUCGUGAGGCUAAGGAACGCGAGAAAAAGGCGCGCGAAGAGGCUCGACUCAGGGAAAAGGAGCAGAAAGAGCGAGAAGCUCGUGAAAGACGAGAACAGCAAGAGCGUGAUAAGCGUGAGAAGGAGGCCAAGGCCAAAGCAGAGCGUGAAUCUAGAGAACAGGCCAAGGAGACCAAGGAGAAGCGCAAAAAGGAAGAGAGGGCAGCUCAAAAAGCUGCAGCUAUUGCGGCGACUGCUGCUGCUGCAACGGCCCCUUCUGUUACGCUUCCCAAACGUCUAGCCCAGCAGUCUGCGACAGCUAUUCCAGCUCUGGCGCAGUCGUCAGCUUCAUUUGCGUCUCCACUAAUCACGGUAGCUACACCAGCCUUGCCGAUGGCCCCUACACCAGUUCGUCCUCGUCAGCCCUCUCAGCAGGAAAGCUCAGGCAUCCAGACAUCAGGUGUUGGUUUUCCACCCGGGGUCGCUCCGAGCCAUAGUCAAUCACCUCAUCCCCUGACGCCGAUACAGGCUAGUCCAGGCCCCAUUGGCCCACCAAGUAAGUCGGGACUCACAGGUCCAAACCUAUUCGGCGGGCAAGCAUCACAACACGCUGCGUCACCUUUGAGCGCGCAGCCCAGCAAGCCAGUACCGAUGCAUCCGAGUCCGUUUGGUAUGCCCAUGGGCGGCGGCGGCAGUAUGCCGUUUCCUCCUGGCUUGGGCCAGAUGCCGCCACCUGGAUUUGGUAGUCCAAUGCAUCGUGAUCCACCAUUUUCACCCAUGAAUGCCUUUAGACCUCCUCCUGGGAUUGUAUCAAUGCCUCCUGGACUAAGCGGUCCUGGUCCUAACCGAGGAUUUCCACUACACCAGCAUCACCCGCCUGGCUUUCCCGGACCGUUGGACUCGCCUGUCCCUCCAAUGGCUCAUCUGAUGGGGCCGGCAGGUAUGCAAAGCAAUGGCGGUACCACGCAUUCCCGCCAAGGUUCUGGCAGUCAUGAGAGUGGCGGACCGCAACCCAUCUCAAAGCCGACACCAAUAGGACGCCCAGCCAGUGUUGUCCAUGGCCAACGACCGUCAAGCUCUUCCCCUUCUAGGGACUUUUCGAGGAAUGAUCCGGACACGCACUUGGGAAGCAGUGCCCUACUAGAUGACGGAGAUGACCCGAUCGACUUUGCUGGUCGUCCGGUGAGAUUCCCAACCGCAUCAUCAUUGCCACGACCUGGAGGAUUUGGUGCUUUUGGAAUGGACCCCAUGUUCCCCAGUCAUCCAAACCCUUGGGGACCGCAACCAUUCGGCAUGCCACCUCAGUCGCAUCCUUUCCCCCCAGGACCUCCUCCUGGCUUUGGCGUGCCUAGCCCAGUAGGUUCCUCAUGGGGUCCCCCUCCAGGAGCCAGCUUUGGCAUACCAGGUGUUCUCGAGCGGCCUACUGAGCCACGCCACCUAACUCUCCGCAAGAUGAUGCGCAAGGCAUGCGAGGACCUAGGUGAGCAUGACACUCAAGCGGCCGAGGGGCGAACGGGAUUCAUCCCACUGGCGGACAUCAAAGCCCAGGUUGACCGACUGCACAUCAACGGACCCCCGGUAAAUUUCGACGAGCUGCUCAUGAUCUGCGAGACUGAAGGCAACGAGGUGAAUGGAGGUGGCAUCUUUGAGCUUCGCGAAGAGAAUGGGAACAAGUCGAUCCAGUACUUCCUGAAUAAUGAUCGGGCAAGACCGCAGGGGGUUCUCAGGACGGUUGGGUAUCAUCCGGGCAGUCCAACCAGUGGCGGUGGGCUGGGGUAA
This is a messenger RNA of Podospora anserina S mat+, 3762 nucleotides long. RefSeq lists its product as uncharacterized. NCBI's taxonomy places the organism in Eukaryota, Fungi, Ascomycota, Sordariomycetes, Sordariales, Podosporaceae. Bases 1 to 3762 code for a protein of 1253 amino acids. The record is from RefSeq and is a predicted model, not a curated record. The transcript is spliced from 2 exons.